CAAUCUUUUUCCAUUCCGCUUCCUCGGCGCCCGUACGUGCCACCACCGCGUGCCCAACUUGCAAGGUUACUUAACCCACAAGGGUGUGUUCGCUCUCUCUCUCUCUAUCGCUCUCUCGCUCGCGUCGCGUCUCCUCGCCUCCCGUCCCACUCGCUCUGUUCGCGCGGUACACGCACGCACUACGCACACGGACACGCCUCGCGCUGAUGAGCUGAGGUGAGCUCGCCCACCGCCCGCGCCGCGAAUCCCUCCGCGCCGCUCCGCCUCCACGCCGAGAUCCCCCGCGCGCAAACGCCCCCACCCCACCUCCGAUCCCCCCCUGCGGGCCGCAUGCCGUCCUAGGAAUCCCCCGCGUUCUCCCCCGUUUUAUGGCGCUCCUGCGCAGGCGGGGGUACAGUGCCGCCGUCCCCAGCGCCUGCUGCUUCCUCCUCCUGCUGCUCGUCCUCUCCGCCUCCCACCUCCUGCCCACUCGCCGAGGCCAUGGCGGCGUCCUAGAAGGGUUGGCCCUUAGGGGGAGCGCCUCUCGUUCUCGUUCUGGUUCGUCGUCGUCCUCUUCCGCCGGCGAGGAGCAGGGAAGUUGCCAGGAGCUGCAGUCCAUCGAGGGCGGGGAGGCCAGGUGCCUGUACCUCCGGACGCACCCGCCGUGCGCGCCCGCGGGGUACGUGGACUACCUCAGGCUGUUCUACUGCGGGUUCGCCCACGCGCCGGCGGCGGGGUACGCCGCGGCCGUGCUCUGGCUGGCGGUGCUCUUCUACCUGCUCGGCGACACCGCGUCCGAGUACUUCUGCGCGUCCCUCGAGGGGCUCUCGGCGGAGCUGCGCCUGCCGCCGGCCAUCGCUGGCGUCACGCUGCUCUCGCUCGGGAACGGCGCGCCGGAUGUCUUCGCCAGCGUCGUCUCCUUCGCGGCCGGCGACGGCGGGGGCGUCGGGCUCAACAGCGCGCUCGGUGGCGCGCUGUUCGUGUCCACCGUUGUUGCUGGGGUGGUCGCGCUCGCCGCCGCCUCGCGUGCCGGCCGAGGCGGGGUUGUGGUGGAGCUGCGGGGAUUCGUGCGCGACAUCUGCUUCCUCCUCCUCGCGCUCUGCUCACUCCUCGCCAUACUGGUGACCGGCACGGUCACCGUCUGGGUGUCCGCGUCCUUCGUCUCGCUCUAUGUCGCGUAUGUCCUCCUCGUCUGGACCUCCCACUGCUGCUCUGAACCGGGGAAGCCGCCGCAGGCCGACCUCGCCGCGCCGCUCCUCCUCGACGACGACGGCGGCGUCACGCCACUGCCGUCCUACUCCAAGAACUCGGCGCCCUCGAAAAAAAGAGCCUACCUUCAUUGCCUCCUAUCCGCGAUCCUCAUCCCGCUGUACCUCCCUCGCCGCCUGACAAUCCCGGACAUCGCCGGGCACCGCUGGUCCCGGCCCUGCGCCGUGGCGUCCCUCGCUCUGGCGCCGGUCCUCCUCGCCGCCACCUGGGCAUCGUCGUGCCGGCAUGCCCUCGCCGUCCUCCUCGGCGGCGCCCUCCUCGGCCUCCUCCUCGCCGCGCUCGCCGCGGCCACCACGGAGGCGGCCUCCCCACCCCGCGGGCGGUGGCGGCGCGUGCCGUGGCUGGCGGCGGGGUUCCUGAUGAGCGUGCUGUGGGCGUACACCCUGGCGCGCGAGCUGGUGGCGCUGCUGGUGGCGAUCGGGUACAUGGUGGGCGUGAGGGCGAGCGUGCUGGGCGUGACGGUGCUGGCGUGGGGGGACUCGCUGGGCGACCUGGUGUCGAACGUCGCCAUGGCGCUGCACGGCGGCGCCGGCGGCGCGCAGACGGCGGUGUCGGGCUGCUACGCGGGCCCGCUGUUCAACACGGUGGUGGGGCUGGGCCUCUCGCUGACGCUGGCGGCGGGGUCCCAGUACCCGGCGCCGUUCGCGAUCCCGGCGGGCGGGGCGGUGUACGAGGCGGUGGGGUUCCUCGGCGCCGGGCUGGCAUGGGCGCUGCUGGUGGUGCCGGCGAGGGGGAUGCGGCUGGACCGGGUGUACGGCAUGGGCCUCAUCGCCAUCUACCUCGCCUUCGUCACCAUCCGCGUCUUCGACAGCCUCGGCCUCUGGACACACUCCUGGUGGCCAGCAUAGCAACACCCCCCACCUAGCGAUCGAUAUGAUCGAGCAGUUGCAACCAAACCUAUCGCUGCUCUCGGAGCGCCAUCAAUGGCGACCACUGAUUGAUUGUAGAACGUAGCCACGUACUACACCUAGCUUUGUGCUAGCAGCCUAGUAACAUCGACUGAUAGAUCAAAAACCAGAUUUUUGUGUAUAUUACUCACAAGCCUUUAGCUAACAGCGAUGUAGCAAUUGUUCAUAUAUCUUCGUUUGGCAUCCUGUCGCAAUCCCGACAUUAACGAGCAGUACAAGGAUUAAUUUCUUCAUUUG
This is a messenger RNA of Oryza sativa Japonica Group (Japanese rice), 2393 nucleotides long. RefSeq names its product cation/calcium exchanger 1. Gene Ontology annotation, biological process: transmembrane transport; monoatomic cation transport. Gene Ontology annotation, molecular function: monoatomic cation transmembrane transporter activity. The record is from RefSeq and is a predicted model, not a curated record. NCBI's taxonomy places the organism in Eukaryota, Viridiplantae, Streptophyta, Magnoliopsida, Poales, Poaceae. Gene Ontology annotation, cellular component: membrane.